Wickerhamiella sorbophila is the source of this 4089-nucleotide messenger RNA. Its product is annotated as Nucleolar pre-ribosomal-associated protein 1. Gene Ontology annotation, biological process: maturation of LSU-rRNA from tricistronic rRNA transcript (SSU-rRNA, 5.8S rRNA, LSU-rRNA); maturation of 5.8S rRNA from tricistronic rRNA transcript (SSU-rRNA, 5.8S rRNA, LSU-rRNA). NCBI's taxonomy places the organism in Eukaryota, Fungi, Ascomycota, Dipodascomycetes, Dipodascales, Trichomonascaceae. The transcript has a single exon. The record is from RefSeq and is a predicted model, not a curated record. Gene Ontology annotation, cellular component: nucleolus. Bases 1 to 4089 code for a protein of 1362 amino acids.
AUGAGCAGCACUACCAUCUUACUGUGCCGUCUUCUUGAAGCCUGCCAAACUACUACCUUACAGCCUUUUGGCACCAAGAUAAUUGGCAUGAUCGUAAAAGACCAUCUAAGAGUUAUUUACAGAAGUCUAUUUGUCGCCAAGCCCCGACUUUCCAUACCAGCGCUGGAUCUAUUGCGUAUUAUUUGCAUAUUCCCUGGGGGAUCAACUGCAUCAGAUUUGUACAACUCAUUCGACUUUUCGCUGAAAAUUAUUUCGAAAAUCCUGGCAGAUCAGGAGCUGCGCAAGCCGUUUAUCAAGUUUUACUUAGCAUUCAUCGAGCACUCUCCUUCUGCUGUUCGGAAAGACCUCACUUCCCAGCGAAAAAUUGUAUCUGGCUGGUUCAGUAAAAUUGACACUGAUCCUGAGGAGAUUGUACUGGAAACUUUGCGAGUUUUCAAAGAGUUCGUUGUCAAAGACAGGGCUUUUACGAAAACCGCCAAAAUUAGACUUUUCAACGACUGGACGCUCAAGCAUUUCGUCAAGUUACUCAACCGUGCAGAUGUCGGUGCCUCCAUUGCUGACUUUUUGUAUUUCAUGCUAACAGACACAGAAUAUGGUGUGCACUUUUCAGAUCGUGGAUGCUAUGGCGAGCCAAACAAUAAGCUUGCCCUUUCACUUCUUCGAAUGCUAAAGCCUUGGGAGAGUCAACACCAAAUGGAUCUUGCAGUUAACAUCAUGAAGAGUUAUACGGAGCUUUUCUAUCCGUAUUUCACCGGGUUACAGGCGACGUUCUCUUUUUCCCCCAAGGUUUCAAUGUUUUGGUUUUCUUUUGCUGUGUUACACGCUAAAGCUAUCAGUCUUCCCGUCCCAGAAUUCGAUUCGGUCCACAGCCCCUUGGACGAUGCAGUCGCGGCAUGUAUUCUGCCCCCUACACUUGCGAGGGCCACCCUCACUGGCGGGUUGACAUUUGGCGAGUCCUCGCUUGUUCGCUUUCAAACCGCUCAGAUUGUGCUCUUUGCAUUGAGAAAACUGCGGGCAGUUCUCGAUAUCUAUGAGCAGAGAGUUUGGGAUAGUACUAAAGUUCUGAGUGAGAUUAUGGAGAGACUCCCUGAGGUUCACUUGUUUUUGAAGCCCUCAUCUCCUCAACUUCUCCAAACCACUUGUUUGGCAUGCCUACGAGAAUACUGUUCAAUUGCGUCUCCAGCAAGUAUUUUGCCGUCCGCUUUGACAGCUGUUCUUAAUAAAGAGCAUGUCAGUGGUUUGGAGCUGGUAAAUGCAUACGAUAUCCUUGAGGUACAAACGGUUAUGACUGGACAAGCCAAAUGGUGGAAUCGUGGUAAUGACAAAAUGAGCUUUUUCACCAAGCUCGUGAAAUUUGCUUGCUACAACCCCAAUCUAGCCGGCCAAUGCGCCAAGCUGCUGCAGUCUUUGGUUGAAAAAACGCUUGCUUUCCAAAAUAUUACCUUUGUUCGACCUAUCGAUGUCCUGCUGUACUCGUUAGAGGUUGUUCUGCCAACCAUUGAAAAAACAGAGCAGGAAAAGCUCUGGGCCAUCAUCGAUGAAAGUAUCUCGCGCAGUGUAGUGACGCCCUACCCGUAUGUUGACCGGUUUGCUACCAACAUUAGUCCGUUUGCAGUGGCACUCGUUGACCAGUGGAAACACGUUGACAAGAAUACGCCUAACAAGAAUGUUUUGAACUGGAUAGCAUCUUUCGUCCGGGACUUGGGCAUUAUUGGCGAAGAUACUGUAGCUGUUGGGCAUCUGCUGGAGGAACUAGGUGACGUCAAAUUAAACCUUCCACUGGAUGAUUACUUCGAGUUUGUUAUUUCCGCUCCAGUGGACAACGUGUUGUCCCGAGAUGAUAUUAUUUUCAAGAUUGGCACCCCGCUAGAGUUCAUGGCGACAGUGAAUCGAGCGGCCUCGACGCCCACACUUGCACCUUUUCUCUUGUCGAAUUUACCACAAGCAUUAAUCCACUACCUUGUUGAACCUUUGUGUUCUCAUUUGUUGCUGAGCGACAAUACUUACAGAAUCUAUUUGAAAACCUUACGGGAAAAAGAGCUUUCUUCGCCUGCGCUCAGUGCAGAUUUAAAAGGGACUCCCUUUUGGCUGGAGGCCCUAGACUUCUUGAGCAAUGAGUAUCUGAUUGAAAAGUUUUUAGAGACGAAGAACGAAGAGAUCGUUGCAGUCCUGACUCAACGUGGUGUUCCAUUACCCUUGGACUUGGCUCUUGACAACCUCUGGCUGUCAGAAAACUUCAAAUUACAAAAAAUCGACAGUGAGCUAGCUGAGAAACUAUUUGAUGAGCUCAUGAAAGAGAACAACAUCAAAUCGAUCUGCUCGGUUAUUGAGGCUUCCAACUUUUACAACCCAAAACUGCCUUUGGACCCGAAGAUUCUUUUGGCGGCAAGUCAGUUUGCACCAUCUUACAUUGCCGAGGAAAGCAUUUCCUCCUUCAUUGAAACCGCACUGGAAAGGAUUGAAGAUCAACCGGAUGUUAUUCUGAAACUAAUGAAUAUGUGGAAAACAAAACUGGAUUCGGACCAACUCUCCUUGCUCGACGAGUACGUUGGCACUGUCAGGCGCGCUUUAAAUCCAGAUAUUGCUCGAUUGUCAGAUGUCCUUGAUGGUCCAGGUAGUCAGACAUGGCUAAAGCGCAGUGUUUUGCAACUGACAAAGGUUUUGGCAUUAUCGCAAUCAAAUGCGAGCGUCCGAGAGUUUGUUGAGGAGUUCUCAAUUUAUCUCGCAAAGAGACGUGCUAGCAUUUGGACAGCUGUGAAUUCAAACUCCUUGAAUGCACUGAUUACUACCAUUCUGGGCUCUGAGUUUACUGUCGACUUAGUGAGCUUGGCUUGCCGAUUAGUUUUCGCUGUUCGCAACGCCCAAUCCAUAAACCACACCGAGCAUUUGCAGACUUUAAUGCAGCGACCUGUUCCGAAGGGAAAACAAGAGUAUGCUAUGGUUUCUAUUUUACUUUGGCGGCUGUUCAUGGUGGAUCCCACGAUGAAUUCCACCAGCCAAAUUCAAGACGGUCUUCUGUGCUUCUACAAUGGAUCUUGGGAAAGCUCAUCUCAACUUGUUUUUCAGGUUUUGGAGAUUAUUGAAUCUAACCUAAGCGCCUCCUGGGUCGAUAAAGUUACAGCUUGGGAAUUGCGCGGUGAAGAGUUGGUUGACGACUACGAAAUCCCACCGUUAGUGACAAACGCUGGCAACACUUUGCAGGUUACUCUUGAAAAAGCUAAAAUUUUGGCCACAUGCCAAAAUUAUGAUUCAGAGGCUAAACUUCAAGCUGUCCAGGCAGGAUUAAGUUUUGACGAACUCCAAGGGCUUUUGGAAAAGCAUGAUAUUGAGCACCCGCCUUUCGGGUAUCACGAUGAAUUCCUGGUCAAUGCCCUUGCCAGCUGCGACUAUAUCAUCAAAGAGGAUAAGGUGGACGUACGUGCUCUGGUAGAGAGCAACGCAUUGGCGUUCGUUCUGUGCUGCUUGGCAAGCAAGAACCAAAACGUUGUAUACACAGCGGUGCAACUACUUACUGCCGUCGCGACUUCUUUGAUGGGUGAAGAGAAAAUUUACAGAGAGCAGAUUUCCACGCAGCUAGUCGUCAACAAAGUGUUAACGUAUAUCCAGACCAACGGCCCUUUGCCUUGCCAUUUGGCAAUUUUGGCUGCUGAAAUCCUCAAUGUUGUCACGAAACCUGGACACUUCCUGCACGAAACAGCUAGUGAUUGGCUUCUUCUUGGACCUAGUAUCAAAGAAUAUGAUAUGCCCUUGUUCAAGAGUAUUCAAGCCAGCACCACAGAACACAAACCUCGUGAGAUGUUGUGGUUAGUGGAAGCAUACAAGCACGCACUAAUUGACCGCUCAGUUGUGAAUAUUUAUAUCAAAAAUGGACUGAUUGAGUGGUUGCUCACGCAAAUGGCUCAGCUUACCCCCAAGUCUUUCCAACUUAAGCGGGCUAUUGAACAAUUUUUAUCCAAAGUUGAAGAAAUCGGUGGCUCAAUGAAUCUGAUAGGACGUCAUGCUGCUCUGGUGUGGCCAAAUCCUGACGCCAAAUUGGUCAACUCUGUUCCCAAAGACAAAAUAUUUAACUGGUUAGGCCUAUCAAACUAG